Arxiozyma heterogenica is the source of this 825-nucleotide messenger RNA. RefSeq lists its product as uncharacterized. Bases 1 to 825 code for a protein of 274 amino acids. The record is from RefSeq and is a predicted model, not a curated record. The transcript has a single exon. NCBI's taxonomy places the organism in Eukaryota, Fungi, Ascomycota, Saccharomycetes, Saccharomycetales, Saccharomycetaceae.
AUGGGAAAAAACAACCACCAUAUAUACUUAGAGUGUCCCUGCAUCUCCAUUCUCCUAUACAGGCACACAGACACACAUAUAUACAAACAUACAGAUUUGGUUACAUAUGUACAUGAGAAUAAGAUGUAUACAUCUUUAUGUGUAUAUGUGCACACCGAUGUGAUGAUAUUAAAAACAAAAAGACAAAACAAAGAACAAAAUACAAAACAAAACAAAAUAAUAGCAGUGGUAAUAGUAGUGGUAAUAGUAGUAGUGAUAGUAGUUGUAGUAGUAGUAUUAAUUGACAGUUGUAGCAGAAUAAAAUAUUCUUAUUAUCUUUGUUUUUCCAGCCCGCCAUUUCUUGAGCCCAACAAAAAAACAAAAAAACAAAAAAACAUCAACAACAUCAAUAACAAUAGUAACAACAAUAAAGGGAAAAAGCACAGUUCCUGUAGAGCUUUGACUAUCUAUUCCCUGUGUUUUUCUGGCAAAAAAAUCCCCGACAAAGUUAGGGUUGAGUGUAUUCAAGAAAACGUGUGCGUUAUCAAAAAAACAAGAAAACAGAAAACAGCAAAAAAAGGGGAGGGGGCGAUGGGUGUGUUGCAGUGUGCUGUUGACACAAGAAUGUGCGAGAAGAUGAGGGUCUUGUUGGGUUUUCCCCUCCUAUGUUUCACAACUGGGAAUAGAGAAGACACAGUCGCUGUUCUCGUGCGAUCUCAUUAUCAAAGAAAAGAAAAGAAACAAAAAAUAACCUCUCUCUCUCCCCCAUAUAUUAUCCUUGUAUCUGCAACCAGCGCUGCAAAAUUUUUGCCUUUUCUUUUAGCUGUUAGCUUUUUAACCUUUUAG